Molecule: messenger RNA, 700 nt
Organism: Ipomoea triloba (trilobed morning glory)
Lineage: Eukaryota; Viridiplantae; Streptophyta; Magnoliopsida; Solanales; Convolvulaceae
Product: cytochrome c
Exons: 3
Coding region: 119-457 (112 amino acids)
Biological process (GO): mitochondrial electron transport, cytochrome c to oxygen; mitochondrial electron transport, ubiquinol to cytochrome c
Cellular component (GO): mitochondrial intermembrane space
Molecular function (GO): electron transfer activity; heme binding
Source: RefSeq, a predicted model, not a curated record
UGCUGCGCCUUCCACACCUCCUUUUCUGUUGUCGAACUCCCUCCCCUUCUACUAUUCCUUCUAGAAAGACCCAAAAACAAAAAAAAAAAACAAAAAACAAAAACAAAAAAGGUAAGAAAUGGCGUCGUUCGCAGAGGCACCGCCGGGAGACGUGAAAGCCGGGGAGAAGAUCUUCAGGACCAAAUGCGCUCAGUGCCACACCGUCGACAAAGGCGCCGGCCACAAACAAGGGCCGAAUUUGAAUGGCCUUUUUGGUAGGCAGUCUGGAACUACUCCUGGUUACUCCUACUCUGCUGCUAACAAGAACAUGGCAGUUAUUUGGCAAGAAAAUACGCUGUAUGACUAUUUGCUUAACCCCAAGAAGUAUAUCCCCGGAACAAAGAUGGUUUUUCCAGGAUUGAAGAAGCCACAAGAGCGUGCUGACCUCAUUGCAUAUCUGAAAGAGUCCACCGCUUAAUGAAUGAUUUUGCCUAAGUUAAGUUGACCAGUUACCAUUAUUCUUUGUAAUAAAGAGACCUUUUUCUGGUAUCCUGUGCUAAUUUGUUCAUAGAGCUCUUGUUUGGCCUCUUUGGAUGAGAGGUUUUAUACUUUUAUUGCACUUGCCAAAUGUUAAAAGUUUUUUUUUUUUUGGAAACGCCAAAUGUUAAAAGUUAAAAACAUACAUUCAAUUCAAUUCCAAAAUAACGAUGUUUUAUAAACA